AUGACGACUCCAGAAGCAAAUAGGAAGCUACCGAUUGGGGUGUUAGAAUACUUAAUCAACCACGUGUUCCUUCCACCAAGGGUCCCACAGCAAGACGACAAUGACCCUAGCCAUGAGAGAGCCUUAGUGAAAGUCGUCAUUGAUGCUCUGAGAGAGUUCAAAUGCUAUGUCACAACGGAGUGGCAUUCCACUACCGACUUGGUCAUUGCUAUGGUCCAAAACCUACAGAGCUUGCUCGAAACCAAUGGAUUUAUGAGUCAAGAACAAUUGCUGGCUUCCUUGAAAAGACUAUGUACCGAUGGUGGAGUUCUAUUACUUCACAUACGAGCACAAAACUGUGGAUUAAUGAUAUCGAAUAACACAAACUCCAUUUUAUUUGAAGCAUUCGAGCUACUACCUCCGAAUAAGGAUGUGAUGGCCACUCAGGGCCGAUUACGACGGCCGUUUCCAGGACCGGCGCUUUCGAUGGAAGUCGAGAACUUCAAGGAUCCCAAUCUUCAGUCUGUGCUAGCUGAAACCCUGGCUAAGAUGAGCCGUCAAAGUGCUCCAGGAACCAGACCAAAGGUGAAGAAGGCAGACCACUGGUACGAUGACGAACGUGAAACCUCACACCCUAAAAUGGUGACGGAACUUUUCUUCAACUUCCUGAAGCCACUUUGUGAACAGGUUGAGCCACCUCGUUUCUGGAAGAACACCCGCAGCGAGGUUAUGUGCUGUGGUAGCCAGCUGCCAUGGCGCAGGUCUCCCCUAUGGCUACUUCUUCGAGUGGGAAUACAACAUGUUUUCUUCUGUCAUCGGGUAAGCCAAGAGGCACACAAUGGAUACAAGAUGUUCAUGGCCUACUUUUUGACGCUCAUUCUCGAGAAAUCUUAUUGUAAAGGCGUUAAGUGCGAAUUAUUGCAUAUAAUGCAGGCCAAGAUCGCCCGACGUCUGCUCAAGCUCGGUCAUUACCAUGAUAUGGAUUUGACUCACAUUGCAGAUGUUAUUCGAUCUACCAGGAAAGUCCUAGCAAAGAAAUGA
Aspergillus bombycis is the source of this 1020-nucleotide messenger RNA. RefSeq lists its product as uncharacterized. The coding region runs from base 1 to 1020 and encodes 339 amino acids. The record is from RefSeq and is a predicted model, not a curated record. The transcript has 2 exons. Lineage: Eukaryota; Fungi; Ascomycota; Eurotiomycetes; Eurotiales; Aspergillaceae.